Molecule: messenger RNA, 2734 nt
Organism: Aedes albopictus (Asian tiger mosquito)
Lineage: Eukaryota; Metazoa; Arthropoda; Insecta; Diptera; Culicidae
Gene: Pgant1
Product: polypeptide N-acetylgalactosaminyltransferase 1
Biological process (GO): protein O-linked glycosylation
Cellular component (GO): Golgi apparatus
Molecular function (GO): polypeptide N-acetylgalactosaminyltransferase activity
Source: RefSeq, a predicted model, not a curated record
GACGUCGUCGUCGUCGCGUCGUCAAAGUCAUCAUCAGGCUGCUUGUUCUUUCUUCCAGUCAGUCAGUUACCGUCCAUCGUUCGGUGCGCGAGCAACGGGACUUUGUGUAAUUUCGGUCGCGUCUCCUGAAGCAGUAGCUCUACUUUUAUUUUGUUUUAUUACCUCUCCUCCAUUGACAGCGAAUUCCAGAGUGUUUGUGUGAUUUUUGUCUCAUUAAUUACACCCGAAGAAAGGUGAAUCCGGAGUCAAGUGAAUGGUUUGCGGUUUAAUUAUAGGGUGAAGAUUCCAACGAGUCGUUCGGAUUCGGAAAAUGUUGGAAGUUUAGUUGAAAAAUCGCUGGAAGAAAAAAAAAUUGCAAACGUGGUUGACACAUUCAACAGCAUCUUCAUCCGCCCUCGUUGUCGUCCGUCGUCACCACCGCUCAUUCAUGCAGUUCUGGAUAGGUGAUAGCUGGAAGAAGAACCGAAUGGGGCAGUGAUGAUUAAUUUCAUUAGGCGGAAAUAAGUGUAAUUGAGGAGUGAAACACUGUCGCUAUUGACCGAGCAGAAGGAUAGCAAAUGCCACGGUCGCAAUAAUGUUCUUCCGCGGGGGCCUCAGCAUCCGGCGCAACCUCUAUUCGAAGCUGAUCCUGUUGCUGAUUUUGGGGUUGUUUGUGUUGUUUUACUUCAAAAAUUUGAAUGGAAGUGACGGUGGCAACGCGAAUAGCAUUCCCAAAAGAAAUUUGGGAUCGUUGAAUCGGGGAAAUUUGCUGAUCGUGGGUGGCACCGAUGGGCAGGACAAGAUCUACGAGCAACUGGUACUGGCUGACCUUCGAAAGCAGGAGAAAGGUCUCGGGGAUAGCGGCAAGGGGGUGGAUUUGAAGGGGGAAGCAAAGGAGAUAGGCGAGAAGCAACUGGCCACGAUAGCGCUGAAUGAGGAACUCAGCGAGCACUUGAGCUACAAUCGGACUCCGCCGGACGAACGACAUCCGGCGUGCAAGAGGAAAACGUACGACCUCAACAAUCUUCCCUCCACCAGCGUCAUCAUCAUAUUCUACAACGAACCGUACUCGGUGCUGGUCCGGACGGUUCACAGCGUGCUGAAUACGGCCGAUGGACGGCUCUUGAAGGAGAUCAUCCUGGUGGACGACGGAAGCACCAACGAGGAGCUGAAGGGAAAGCUCGAUUACUACGUCCGGACCCGGCUGCCUUCGAAGGUGAAGGUCUUACGCCAGCGAAACAGAGUGGGCCUAAUUCGAGCACGGCUGGCCGGUGCCCGAUUCGCCAAGGCAGACGUCCUGGUGUUCCUGGACGCGCACUGUGAGUGUAUGCACGAGUGGCUGGAACCACUGCUGGAACGGAUCAAGCAAUCGAGCACGAGUGUCCUGGUGCCGAUCAUCGAUGUGAUCGAGGCCAAGAACUUCUACUACAGCACCAACGGGGUUACCGACUUUCAGAUUGGUGGCUUCACGUGGGACGGUCACUUCGAUUGGCAUGAUGUGACCCAGCGGGAGAAGGAACGCCAGAAGCGUGAAUGUUCGGAGAAGGAUCUGGCCAUCUGUCCCACCUACAGUCCGACCAUGGCCGGCGGACUGUUUGCCAUAUCGCGGGACUACUUCUGGGAGAUUGGCAGCUACGACGAGCAGAUGGACGGCUGGGGUGGCGAGAAUCUGGAGAUGUCCUUCCGGGUGUGGCAGUGUGGCGGCACGCUGGAGACGAUUCCGUGCUCGCGGAUAGGGCACAUCUUCCGGGAUUUUCAUCCGUACUCAUUUCCCAACGAUCGUGAUACUCACGGGAUCAACACCGUCCGGAUGGCAACCGUUUGGAUGGAUGACUACAUCGACCUGCUCUAUCUGAACAGGCCGGACCUGAGGGACCAUCCGGAGGUAGGCGAUGUAACCCACCGAAGGGUACUUCGAGAGAAGCUCCGCUGUAAGAGUUUCGACUGGUACAUGAAAAAUGUGUACCCGGAGAAGUUCAUUCCGACCCGGAACGUCCGGGCGUACGGCAGGGUGUCUUCGCUGGCGGAAAAUCUCUGCCUGGACACGCUGCAGCAGAACGCCGACAAACCGUGGAAUCUGGGCAUCUACACGUGCUUCCGCACGGAGGUGUCGGCUUCACAGUUGAUGUCCCUGACGAAACGGGGCGUUCUGCGGACGGAACGUAGCUGCGCUACCGUUCAGGACAAUAACGCCGAGACCAGGUACGUGGUAAUGAUUCCGUGCAUCGAUGACGAAGACAUCGAUGACACCUGGCGGAUAACGGAGCACCAGCAACUGAUGCACAUCUCUUCGGGCCUGUGCCUGGACAGCAGUGAUCUGUCGACGAAGAGUUACGUCCACGUGGCACCGUGUCUUCCGAGGGUUCGCACGCAAAAGUGGGAAUUCCAGCACUAGCGUCCGUACGGGGUUGUUGGGGACGAGCUGUAGAGCGCGAUGUACGGUGGGAGAAAGGAACAGAGGUCUGUAUAUUUUUACUAUUUAUUAGAUGGGACACACAGAUUACCUCGUUUACAGUCGGAGAAAGUCUGUAGACACCUCUCUUGAGGAACGCGAAACGCGAGAUGUGAGAUGUUUUAGGAAACGGUGGAAGAAGGUGAAGGUGAUGCUACUUUAGAACGAAUGACAUAGGUCUUCAAAAAGCUUUGAAAUGAGAGUUUUAUUUUGUGAUUGAAAGCAUAGAAGUCUAACGAAAUUCUCCAAAACCAAGACUAGAAGAGGGUUUAUCAUAAAACCAAAAUAAAAAGUAUAAGGUUU